This is a messenger RNA of Tinamus guttatus (white-throated tinamou), 3559 nucleotides long. It is a transcript of the gene PPP1R26, whose product is annotated as protein phosphatase 1 regulatory subunit 26. NCBI's taxonomy places the organism in Eukaryota, Metazoa, Chordata, Aves, Tinamiformes, Tinamidae. Gene Ontology annotation, biological process: negative regulation of phosphatase activity. The record is from RefSeq and is a predicted model, not a curated record. Gene Ontology annotation, molecular function: protein phosphatase inhibitor activity.
GAAAAGAGACCGUUCUGAAGAACUGUUCCUUCCUCCACUUUGCUGUUGUCUGCUAGAAUGUUCCUUCUGAAUGCGUCUCCUCUGGUAGCUCUGCAAGCAAAAUGGGGAUCCUUUGGAGUGCCAAGGAGUUAUAGAUACCCGGUCUGCUUCUCUGAGGCUGAAGGGGAUGUCACCAAAACUUCUGUGAGUGCAAAAGUUCAGAUGAUCAUAAACAACCUGCAAAGUCCAGAGUCUCCCCUGGGUAUGAACAAUGAGUAUGACUGUUUUGCUCAGAAGAAACAAAAGGGAGAAAAGGGCCCUAGUAACAGAGUUGCGUCGAGCGCCGCGCUGCUACGGAAACACCAUAAAUAUAACAGGCAAAGGUGCCCUGCUGAUUCUGACGGCUCCGAAGUGGAAGAGAAUGUGGAUUUUGGGCCUCUCCUUCUGGAUUCUGACAGUGAUGAUUCUGUUGACCGAGAUAUAGAGGAAGCCAUUCAAGAGUACUUGAAAGCAAAAAGCAAGAGUGAGCAGUCGCUGCAGAGAGACACAGCGUGUUCUGAAAAUACAGACAAAAGGUUUAAAAGAGAAUUCUCUGAGAGCAAAAUGGCUAAUAAUCUUCUCCCUGUGAAAUUUAAAGCUGAGGUGCUCUCUGAGGAAUAUCUUUCUGACCACUUGGGAAUUGGUAAGAGGCAGCAGCCUGCUUCUCCUCAGAGCAUCAGUAGCGAUGACUCUUUUGAGCAGAGCAUACAAGCUGAAAUAGUGCAGUUCUUGAAUGAGAAGAAGCAGCAAGAAAUUAGUAAGUGUGUAAUUGGGGAAGAUAAAAAAGAUUCCCCUGUGAGAUCUGCCUUAAAAUGUAAUAAAGAAACAACUAACAAAGCAAAUUGUGGUGCUAUAAAGCAAGAGUGUGAAGCGCUUCUCCUAAGACACCAUCCCAAGCUGAGGAGAACCAGCACUCAGCCCAAGUGUGUGAAGUCCAAAGUCCGAGAAGAGCCUGGUGAUUUCAGCCAAGUGAGCCAAGCCUAUCUGGAAAUGGCCACUGGUAGCCAGCCCUGGUUACUGAAGCAAAAUGAAGAAAGUGGAGCUAAUUUUUGGGGAACAAGGGGAGAACUCGUCACUGAGGGCAUGCCCGCAUCUGACUCGAGCAGCGAUGAUGGUAUCGAAGAAGCCAUUCAGCUUUACCAGAUGGAGAAGGUCAGGCAAGAGGCAGGUCCCUCAUCAGACUGUGCCCCUUUGCAAAGAGAACAAUUUGAUGCAAAGGGUGGAGCAGAAUUUUCUGCAAGCCUGACGAUGAGCUCAACAAGAAGUGCCUCACCAGAAGUCCAUAAAAGCCCUACAAGCAGCAAGAGAAAAGAAACUUGUUCAAAGUCAGCAGAAUUAGAGAGCACAAGCAAUGAAUUUAACAAGCUGUUUAAGCCACUGAAAAAACCUGGACAUUUUGCACCUGCGGAAAACAAGAUUUCUGCUUGUGAGCUGACAUUGCAGGCCUCUUGCAGAGCAGACACAUCUGCAGAGCUCAUGUGUGCAGAGGCUAUCCUGGAUAUUUCCAAAACAAUCCUGCCAUCCCAAACGGGAGGUGACGACAAGUCACUUGGUGCAGACUCUUUCUUUGCUCCCCAGCUUCUCUCAUCAUCUCACUGCGAAAGUGACAGCAGCCUUGUGGACAGUGACGAUAGCAUAGAGCAAGAAAUCCGGGCUUUUCUGGCUCUCAAAGCCCAGUCGGAAAGCCCUGGAACGAAGCCACCAAGUCCGUCACACGCAGCCCAGGUGCCUUUGCCUUCUGAUCAAAACCUCGCGGGUACCCUGGAGCCUCCUCUUCCCAAAACACUGAAGCUGUCACUGAGCCGUAAAAGGAGACUCAAGAGGGAAGACAGAACGACAAAACAAGGUGCAUCAAAAACACCUGAACAGUUUGAGAAGGGAUUUUUGCAGCCAGAUUAUUGCCCCAGAUUUUCUGUGCUCCAAGAGGGAUGUGCUCUUAGCAACCCUGAAGAGCUCUGUGAUGCCCAUGGGCUCAGUAGCAAAGAGAUGAGGCAGCAGCAGCCAAUAUCCUCUGAGUCGUCCGGGUCUCUUGGCAAAUGUGUGGCCUUGGACUCUGCAAACCCCUUUAUGCAGGUUCAGAGUAGCACAAGAAAGCUUAUUAAAAAUACAAUCCCAACCCAAGAGAGGGAUGGUACAGCUGAUGAGAGCAGUUCUCUGGAUAGUGAUGAGGAUCUCGAUAGUGCUAUCAAGGACCUAUUACGUUCUAAAAGAAAAUUAAAGAAGAAGCCUAAAGACCAGAAAACUCAGUGCAAGAAGAGAGUCAGAUUCAGCGAGACAGAAACUCAGCUACUGGAUGAAUUUAGUAGCCUCCAGCAAAACAAAUGGAAAUGUAAAAGUCCUGUGCUACUGAAAAGCUGCCUCUCAAAAUCUAGGAAAGCUAUGAAAGAGAAUGCAGCCAGAAAUCCUUCAGACAACAUAAGCAUCAAGCUUCUGAAUGAAAGACCAGAAACCAUGAAGAACUUGGAGUUUAAUUUGCAGCUUAAAAAAGGAUGUAAACGUAAACCAGUUUCAAGCCAGAACAACCUGCAGAUAGCUAAAAAUAAAAAAUGUGCUUUCACAGCUGCAUCAGCCGCUGCUGACAGCAGUUCACUUGACAGUGAUGACAGCAUCGAACAAGAAAUUCAGAAAUUUUUGGCAGAAAAGGCCAAAGACUCUUCGGGCAAUCCAGAGAUGCAAAGAGAUGAUGCAGCUCUUGACUUACUGGGAGUGACCAAGCAAAGUGCUAAUAAAGGAAAAGCAAAGCAACAGCCAGCUGAAAAUGAGAUUGACCUCUUAUUGGCACAGAGUAAAAAGACUAAGGUAUCUCCUCAAACGGAGGAGUCGAGGAGCUGUCCGAGAAUGGAAGGGAAAAGUGCAAUGUUACUUGACAGUGAGAGAAAUGCUUCACAUGCAGAGAAUGUGCAUCUUCAUACUACUGGUCAGUCGAAAGCUAAACAGGGAGUGCUGGGGGUUAAAGGUUUUGCUGCUGGUGAGUUCCCUGCAAAAGGAAAUGCAGCAACUAAAAAGGAAAUCUCUAGCAGAGAGCCUGUGCAGAAAAAGAAUCCACCCAAAACCAGCAAAAAUGAUGGGCGUAAAGUACAAAAACUUUUUAAAGCAAAGCCUAGAUCUAAAAGAAAGAAUACUUUUCACCUAAAGAUUUCAAGUAAAUUCAUAGCAGGUCUGAAAUACGCUCGGGACAGGCAGAAAUCCUUGCUUUUGAACAAAAGGCAGAAAGCAGAAGGGUCACUCACCCAGGGCAGUGCGUUAGGAGCAGAGGGAGCUUCCCCAGCUACGGAUGCACUUAAGCAGGGAAAAGAAGCCCUCUCGCCAAAGGGUGAAUUUGGUGGAGAGAAACAGACAGGGAUAAAAGAAUCCAGUUUUUCUCAAAAGCUCUCAGUGGAAGCAUCAAGUCCCUAUGUAGCAGACAUGUAUGAAAGAGUGGAGGCUGCUCCUUUGUGUAUCAAAGAGGAAGCAGGGGUUUGCAGAAAGGGUAAUUCCGUGGGACACCAGGCAGAUUCAGGUCUCCCCUUGCAGGAACAGAGUGUGGCAGCAGGAAAGGCAG